This is a messenger RNA of Bombina bombina (fire-bellied toad), 2446 nucleotides long. It is a transcript of the gene ADRA1A, whose product is annotated as adrenoceptor alpha 1A. The record is from RefSeq and is a predicted model, not a curated record. Gene Ontology annotation, biological process: phospholipase C-activating G protein-coupled receptor signaling pathway; adenylate cyclase-activating adrenergic receptor signaling pathway; cell-cell signaling. NCBI's taxonomy places the organism in Eukaryota, Metazoa, Chordata, Amphibia, Anura, Bombinatoridae. The coding region runs from base 24 to 1436 and encodes 470 amino acids. Gene Ontology annotation, molecular function: alpha1-adrenergic receptor activity. The transcript is spliced from 2 exons. Gene Ontology annotation, cellular component: membrane.
AUUUAUUUUUCAUCUCCACCACUAUGGUCCUGUUUAGUCUAAAUAACUCUAUCGAAACAAUUCCUUCCUGCUUAAACUGCACUCAGAGAUUAGCAACCUUUAAUAUUUCCAAGGCCAUUGUCGUUGGAGUAAUUUUUAGUGUCUUUAUCAUCUUUGGUGUACUUGGAAAUAUUCUGGUAAUUCUCUCAGUGGCCUGCCAUCGUCAUCUACAGACUGUUACACACUAUUUCAUUGCCAACCUUGCUGUAGCGGACCUACUCUUAAUGUCAAUGGUACUUCCAUUUUCAGCUAUCUUUGAAAUCCAAGGGUACUGGAUCUUUGGUCGCAUUUUUUGCAAUAUAUGGGCAGCUGUGGAUGUUUUGUGUUGCACAGCUUCCAUAAUGAGCCUAUGCGCUAUAUCAAUAGAUCGAUACAUUGGUGUAAGUUUUCCCCUUAGGUAUCCCAGUAUUAUGACUGAAAAGAGAGGGAUUCUAGCCCUACUUUGUAUAUGGGUUUUAUCAGUUGUGAUCUCAAUUGGACCUCUAUUUGGCUGGAAGGAGCCAGCACCAGAAGAUGAAACAAUAUGUGAAAUAACGAAAGAGAUGGGCUAUGCACUCUUCUCUGCUUUUGGAUCCUUUUACUUACCUCUUACAAUUACCCUUAUUAUGUACUUUCGAGUAUAUAUUGUAGCCAAAAGAGAAGGUAAAGUUUUAACCUCUGGGUUGAAAUUGGAAAAAUCAGAUUCUGAGGAGGUCACUCUUAGGAUCCAUCGGAAGACCACACCAGAAAGUAUUCGUUCAACUGCUAGUCCAAAGCACAAGGUUUCAUUCUCAGUCCGUCUUCUUAAGUUUUCCAGGGAAAAGAAAGCUGCAAAGACACUGGGAAUCGUAGUUGGAUGCUUUGUUUUAUGCUGGCUUCCAUUCUUUCUUGUCAUGCCCAUAGGAGCUGUUUAUCCUUCUGCAAUGCCUUCAGAAACAAUUUUCAAAAUUACAUUCUGGCUAGGAUAUUUCAACAGCUGCAUCAACCCAGUAAUCUAUCCAUGCUCCAGCCCGGAAUUCAGGAAAGCCUUCCAAAACAUUCUACAUGCCCGAUGUUCACAUAGAAGACAGGCAGCCAGCAAAUACCCAUCUGGUUUCUUAUUAAAUAGCCCAGUUCCCCGGGGUGCAGACGAACAGAAACAUGUGGUUAGAAUUCCAGUUGGCUCAGGAGAAUCUUUCUACAGGAUCUCCAAUUCAGAUGGAGUUUGUGAAUGGAAAUAUUUUUCUCCUUUACCCAGUCCAUCAUCUCCAUAUGGGACAGCUAAAGACUUCUCUAAGUGUAGAACUGCCACAGUGAAUAGUAAAUCUUUGCUACGGAACUGCUGUUGCAUAAGCCCACAACAGGCACCCAGGUGUCAUAAUGUGCCAACAAUUAAGAUACAUACAAUUUCAGUGAGUGAAAAUGGGGAUGCUGUUUGAGCACUGGAGAUGCUGAACUGUCUUCAGUAAAAAUUUGUACUCUCAGUUGUAUGGGAUGAAUCAGGGUUGCAAGUAAAAACAAGUGCCAUAUUUGUAUUCUUAAAGAAUGUGCAAUUCCACUGGUUUGAUUCCAGCAUAAGCCAUUUACAUUCCAUUUUGGAUAAUUAUUCCUUCUUUACCUCCACUUUGUAUUUUAUUAACAGAAAACAGAUUUAAUAUCUGGACAACGCUGCUAAAUUCUGAUUUCAGAUGUGGCUGCAUGAUAGCCUUGGAGUUCCUUAAAAACUAGAUGUUAUAUAAAUAAAAAAACAUCAGGAAUUGAUGAGUGCUAUAGAAAAUGUUAAUUUGGUUGAUGCAGUAUACAGUACUCUGCAAACUAUCACAUUACCAUUUGCUUUGACAUUGUAAUAAAAAUAUGAACUCUACAGCAUCUGAAAAGCAUUCAGGCUUGCAGGAGAUCUUACGCCAUACAGAAUGACCGCGUAUAUAGACUUUGACCUCAGCUUGUUGCUUAACUGUAAAAAUGCAUAGGGUGCCAUUUGUCAUAUUUAUGAAAUAAGGAAAUGCUGAAAAAUCUAAAAUAAUAUGUUGAUUGGAAUUAUUGAAUAGUCAGAAUGUUGAUAUGGUUACCAAGAAAAUGAGAAUAUAUUGCAUGCUUUGGAACUCUUGUGCCAAAAUUGUUAUCUAUGGAAUAAAAUACAACCUUUAUUUUGAUAUCUAUACAUCACUCUUAACAGCCCACAUUUUGGCAGUUUAGGUGAUUUCAUUUGACUUUUUAUACAUAUAAGUGAAGUAUCUUGUCUAUGCACAGGCUUUAAUUUAUUUAUAUUCUGGGUCAGAAACUUUUCUCAGUGUUAAACAUUGGAAGUUAUUUAUAAGGUUGACAUAAUACCUCCAUAUUUCUACUACAAAUAAAUCUCACUAUACAUGGUAGGAUCUUGUUAUGGUUGUUAUUUUACUGGCCUCCAUAAAAAUAACUGAAAAUAAAUAUUCACAAAUUUCUUGCUUUA